This is a messenger RNA of Entrophospora sp. SA101, 1794 nucleotides long. The record is from the annotation of a GenBank genome assembly. Lineage: Eukaryota; Fungi; Glomeromycota; Glomeromycetes; Entrophosporales; Entrophosporaceae.
AUGUCUGAUCUUCCGAACGGUCAACAAAAGCAUCUUGGCGUUACACCACCUGUCGCUUUAAAUUACCCUACUCCAAGAGAAUAUGAAGUCACAGAUUUGUUAGUUGAAGAGCUCACAGCUCAAGGCACUUUUGAAAGUGAUGAUGAGAGCCGUCGUCGUGAGAUUGUCCUUGGAAAACUUGAUAAAUUUGUUAAAGAUUUUGUUUAUCAAACGAGUAAAAAGAAAAAAAUUCCUGAAGCAGAUGCUAAAGAAGCCGGAGGAAAAAUAUUUACCUUUGGUUCAUAUAGACUAGGAGUCCAUGGAGCUGGAUCUGAUAUUGAUACACUUUGUGUGGUUCCUAGACAUGUGCUACGUGAUGAUUUCUUUACUGAUAUGACUGAAUCUCUUGAAAAAAAUAACGAAGUUACAGACUUGACGACUGUCACUGAUGCUUAUGUACCUGUGAUUAAAAUGAAAUUUCAAGAUAUUCCUAUUGAUCUUAUAUUUGCAAAAUUAAAUUUAUCGAAAGUACCAGAUGAUCUUGAAUUAAGAGAAAACUCAUUAUUAAAAAACUUGGAUGAUGUUUGCAUUAGAAGUUUGAAUGGAUCUAGAGUAACAGAUGAGAUUUUACGACUUGUACCCAGCAUACCGGCCUUUCGAACAUCAUUAAGAUGUAUCAAAUUAUGGGCAAAAAGGCGUGCAAUUUAUUCAAAUGUUGUGGGAUUUUUUGGUGGCGUUGCUUGGGCAAUGUUGGUUGCUCGUAUAUGUCAGUUAUAUCCAAAUGCAAUUGCUGGAGCAAUUGUAUCAAGAUUUUUUAGAAUAAUGUAUCAAUGGAAUUGGCCGCAACCUGUACUAUUAAAACCUAUAGAAGAUGGCCCACUCCAAGUUAGAGUAUGGAAUCCAAAGUUAUAUCAUGGAGAUAAAUUUCAUUUGAUGCCAAUUAUCACACCAGCAUAUCCUUCCAUGUGUGCAACACAUAAUAUUACAAAAUCCACAAAAAAAGUAAUUGAGGAUGAAUUUAAACGAGCUGCCGAAAUUGCUGAUAGAGUGAUGAUUGGUACUGGAAAAUGGGCUGAUCUUUUUAUUAAACAUACUUUUUUUCAAAAUUAUCGAUAUUAUCUUCAAAUAAUAGCAUGUUCAGAUUCAGCUGAAAGACAAUUGAUGUGGUCUGGAACGGUUGAAUCAAAAAUUCGUCAUUUAAUAUCCAAAUUAGAAACUGUGGAAAAUUUGACCGUGGCACAUCCUUUUGUGAAGGGGUUUGACAAAAUUCACCAUUGUACUAUGGAGCAAGAGGCCAACGAAAUUUUUAAUGGAAACUUUAAUUAUAAGUCAAGUAGUGAAGAAAGUGAUGAUGGUCCUGUCAAUAUCAAACCCACUUCCAAUGGAGCCGAAGAUGGAAAUAACCUCUCUAAUACUACCCUUGUACGAACUAUUUAUUCAACAACAUUUUACAUCGGUUUAGAAGUAGAACAGCCUAUGGCUGGCUCUACAAAACCUAGACAACUAGAUAUUUCUUGGCCAACAAUGGAAUUUAUCCAAUUGGUUCAAAAUUGGGAUAAAUAUGAUGAUAAAAACACAAAGCUUGUAGUUAAACAUGUCAAACGUUCUCAGCUCCCGCCUGAAGUCUUUGAGGAUGGAGAACAACGCCCUAACAAUCUUAAACGGCCAAAGUCUGGGAAGAAUAAAUCAAAUUCAUCUAGCGAACAACCUUUCAAGAAGCGCAAGAAUUCUAUUGGGUCAGCAGAUCCAUUAAUGUCUACAGUUGAUAAUGGGUCAAUGGUUUCAACGGUUUCAACAGUUUCAUCCAAUAAAUAA